Colletotrichum karsti is the source of this 6828-nucleotide messenger RNA. RefSeq names its product protein phosphatase 2C. The transcript has 5 exons. The record is from RefSeq and is a predicted model, not a curated record. Gene Ontology annotation, biological process: cAMP biosynthetic process; intracellular signal transduction. Bases 1 to 6828 code for a protein of 2275 amino acids. NCBI's taxonomy places the organism in Eukaryota, Fungi, Ascomycota, Sordariomycetes, Glomerellales, Glomerellaceae. Gene Ontology annotation, molecular function: protein binding; adenylate cyclase activity; magnesium ion binding.
AUGCGACAUCGAAAACAACGACCGAUCAAGCCUCCGCCCACUGCUGUCACGACCAUUUCCGUUCCAUUCCUUGCGACAAGUCUUGCGUACAACCAACCGCCUUCGAAUUUUCGCUUCCACCAUGACAUAAUCGACUCGACACCUGUCUUUCUGUCCGACUCACCUGGACCGUUUCCGCGUCCUUCUUUCGCUUGCCCCUCCCCGACGCCGGUCCCUGUCCGACUGAUUCCCGUCUCCAAACCUGGAUUCGCCUCCCCAGAUUCGCAUCGCGACCUAAUCACCACCGCCCACUUCGCCUCUUUCCACCAAACCGUUCACCUCGCUUACGAGCACCAGCACCGACAGCACCAGAUCCUCGGCCACCAUCAAACCUCCAAUGCCGUCGUCAUCGGCAGCGGCAGCGGCAGCGGCAGCCUCUGCAUCGACGAACACGCCGGCAUCGCAUCAUUCAUUAGUGAUUUGAGCCCGGCUCAGACGUCUCCCACUCACGCCUCUGCGCCGCGCGGAGCUUUGUCACCAGCAUCAACAACCUCCAAUGUCUCCCCCUUCCGCGAUCGUCUGAGCGACUUCGCCAACUACCGUCGAGACUUGGCCGUCCUAGAGACUUCCGGCGGCCGUCUGCCCUCCAUUCAUCAACAACCACCAACGGCCACGCCUUCCUCAAACUCUCAAGUCGCUCCCUGGAUGUCGCCCUCCAACGGCGGUGCCACCGCAUCCACCCCUCAGACCCAGCUGAACACGACCUUCUACAAUGAUUCCAGUGACAACCUGUCCAUCGCAUCUCAGCUAUCGCCCGGCUUCCGUCCUCCUACGAAUCGAAUCGCCCACCAGUCGUCCGGCAGCCAGGACUCGCCUGACGCUGCGUACUUUGCCGACGAGAGAAGGCCUUCGCUGGCCAGCAUAACGACUCUGAGCAGUCAGGGUUCCAAGACGAGCAUUCGAAGAGGUGGACUGCAAAAACUCCAGGGUUUCUUUGGCGAGGAAUUUCCCGGUCGAGACGGUUCGGAAAGCAGCUUGCACUCGAGUUCGGGAAAGGACCGCUCGCGUUCCUACAGUCACAGCCGCCCGACCAGAGAUCGCAACUACUCCAACGCGACCGACCAUCCACGAGAUCGAGAAGGCUCGCCUUCCUCUUCGAGACCUAGAACACCAGUGCCGGCUCCUGAAGUUGUGCCGUUCCUAUACCAAGAAGCCGACGAUAUUGCCAGGUACGGCGAGGCCCCAGUCAGAGACAUUUUGAGCGGCCCCGACCGCGAACGUUACAUGAACAACGAAAAUCCCAACAACCCGCAAAAUCCACCAAAGACCUCCUCAUCAAGUCGCUCCGGUCAUUCAAUCGUGCAUCUGCCCGGCCACCAUCAUCGCCACAACAAAAGCAUCGAUGAUGGCAGGGCGCUUCGACCGACUGUAAGCAGGGAAGAUUCUCAAGCGAGCUUGCAGGUCCAGAACCCCCGGGAACGAGGCGGUUCGGCUGCCACCGUCAUGUACAACUCCAAUCGAUCCCGCGCCCAAAGCCCGACACCGAGCGGCGGCUACUUCAAUUCGAGACACAACCCUUCCGUCGACGGUUCGACUUCCCCCGGCGGCCAGCAGCAACCGCAUCAUCACUCGAAAAGAAAUAUUUUGAAUCGAUUAAGGGGGAGGAAACAGGACAAGGACGAUGGCACGUCUAGGCUGCGCGAAUUGCCCGGGUCUACGAGGUCGCUGGCCGCGAAGCCAUCGCGAACCGACUUUGCCCGACCGGAAAUGUCGCCUUCCACGUUUCCCCUCAACUACGCCGGCACCGAACCCGGGCCAGACCAAGACCCACGACUGGCCAACUAUAACAAUCGAAACCAGACUUUCAACAACAGAUUCCCCUUUUCGAAAAGCAAAGGCCGCCAACAACGGCCGACGGAUAUACAGGAUGAGCAGAUUGGCCCGACAGACAGGCAGGCCGGCGGCUCUGGCACCGUGUUCCACUUGGACACCAAUCUGAAUGACAUGAAGGGCAUUCUCACCGAGCCAAAGCCGCUCACGCCGAUGGAUAAUAAAUUCAUCCAGACCAUUGUCACCAGGGACGAACCUCCUCCGGUGCCAGCGAAGCCCGAAGCUCUUCCCCAGGGCGGACCUAAUGGCGCCAACGGCGCCUGGAACGCCCCAGACAGCUGGGCUGUUCGCCGCAACACCGAAGACACCACCUACCAACCCCCAGAGAUCGACGAUAUCGGCAGUCCGCCACGCCCAGAGGAGAAGAUGACGCCAUACUGCAUUCGCAUAUUCAGGUCCGACGGUACCUUCGCGACGUUGUCAAUGGCCCUUGACGCGAGCGUUACCGAUGUCAUCUCGCAGCUGAUUAAGAAGACGUAUGCGACUGACGGUUUGGAGAACUACCACAUCAUCCUGAAGAAGCACGACUUGGUCCGUGUUCUCUCCGCCGCAGAACGGCCACUGUUGAUGCAGAAGAGGCUGCUUCAACAAAUCGGCUACGAAGAAAAGGACAAAAUCGAGGACGUCGGCCGCGAAGACAACAGCUACCUUUGCCGUUUCAUGUUUCUGUCAUCCAGAGAAAGCGACUUCCAUUCUGUCACCAACGACCUCGGCCUUGGACGCAUACAAAAAUUCAACCACGUGGACCUGUCUGGUCGCAACCUAAUCACCAUCCCGAUCUCCCUUUACUCCAAGGCCGGAGACAUCAUCUCUCUCAACCUUUCCCGCAAUCUAUCCCUUGAUCUUCCCCGAGACUUCAUCCAGUCUUGCCAGAACUUGCGAGACAUCAAGUUCAACAACAACGAAGCUCGAAGACUACCUCCGAGUCUCGCCAAGGCUGCAAGGCUUACCUAUCUUGAUGUCUCGAAUAACCGAGUCGAGCAACUGGACAGUUCCGAUCUGGACGGCUUACAUGGCAUUCUUAAGUUGAACAUGGCCAACAACCGACUCAAGGCUCUUCCCGCAUACUUCGGUGCCUACAGGGCCCUGCGAAACCUCAACAUCUCGUCAAACUUCCUUGAUCAAUUCCCAUUGUUCCUUUGCAACGUCGGCAGCUUGGUCGAGUUGGAUCUCAGCUUCAACAACAUCAGCAGCUUGCCCAACGAAAUUGGCAAGCUUCAAAACUUGGAAAAAUUGGUCAUGACCAACAAUAGGCUGUCUGGUUCCAUGCCAAGCUCCUUUCGUCAGCUCACCGCCCUUCGAGAAUUGGACAUCAAAUACAACGCCAUUAACAGCAUUGACAUCAUCUCCGAGCUGCCCAAGUUGGAGAUUCUGUCCGCAGACCACAACUACGUAUCCCAGUUCGUUGGUAGCUUCGAAAGGAUUCGAAGCCUGAAACUCAACUCGAAUCCUGUUACAAAGUUUGAGAUUAACGAACCGGUAUUGACGUUGAAGAUGCUCAACCUCUCCCACUGCCAGCUCGCAAGCAUCGACGAAACCUUUAACAUGAUGCUCAACCUGGAACGCCUCGUUCUUGAUAAGAACUACUUCGUCUCCCUGCCAGCACAGAUUGGAAACCUCAGCAAACUGGAACAUUUCAGUAUAGCCAACAACAACGUCGCUGAAUUACCGACCUCAAUAGGCUGCCUGACUGAACUUCGAGUACUGGAUGUGAGGAGGAACAACAUUCGCAAGUUGCCAAUGGAGCUCUGGUGGGCACACAAGCUGGAAACUCUCAACGCAUCUUCCAACAUUUUGGAGAACUUCCCCAAGCCAGCCUCUAGACAACCUCGGCCCGCAGGCGAGGAAGUCUCAACGCCGUCAGCAGUUAACAAGGCGAACCCCAUGGGCAGUCUUCCUCCACUACCCCCAAUCCCAUACGAAGAAUCUGUGGACUCUCGGAGGCCCAGUCAAAAUUCCUCAUCAACUUUGCUCAGUGUCGGACCUUCGCCGGUACCGGGCGGUGGUGACCGGAAGGGCUCGGUCGUAUCAGUAUAUGGUAAAGGCGGCAGAAAGACCUCCGUUGUGUCCAGAUCGACCUCUCAAGGCACCGUGCAGACAAUGACGCCGCCAUCUGUCAGAAAAGACUCCAGCUUAUCUUCGAGACUCUCAUCGACGUUUGCUGGAUCUUUGCGGAACUUGUAUUUGGCCGAGAACAAGCUCGACGACGAGGUCUUCGACCAGAUCACCAUGCUCAACGAACUGCGCGUGCUCAACUUGUCGUGGAACUACAUUAACGACAUGCCACAACGAUCGAUCAAGAGCUGGCCGCAAAUGGUUGAGCUGUAUCUGUCUGGCAACGAAUUGACGACAUUACCAGCGGACGACCUCGAGGAUGCCAGUCUUCUGCAGGUGCUGCACAUCAACGGCAAUAAGUUUACCAACCUGCCAGCCGAUAUAUCCAGGGCUAAGAAGCUUGCGGUACUGGACUGUGGUAGCAACUCUCUCAAGUACAACAUUUCCAACGUUCCAUACGAUUGGAAUUGGAACCUGAACCCCAACUUGAGGUACCUCAAUUUGUCGGGCAACAAGCGGUUAGAGAUCAAGCAGACUGUGAUCGGCCCGACCGCCGCCAACCGGGAGCAACUCGCCGAUUUCAGCAGAUUGCUGAACUUGAGGGUGCUGGGUCUCAUGGACGUGACGCUCACGCAACCCACGAUCCCCGACCAGAGUGAGGAUCGUCGUGUGCGAACGUCUGGUUCCCUCGCCGGUCACCUGCCAUACGGUAUGGCUGACACCUUGGGAAAGAAUGAGCAUCUGUCUACCAUCGAUCUCGUCGUCCCCCGCUUCAAUUCCUCAGAGACGGAAACACUUCUAGGCCUGUUUGAUGGCCAAGCUCUUUCCAGCGGCGGAUCCAAGAUUGCCAAGUACUUGCACGAAAACUUUGGUCACAUCUUCAGCAUGGAGUUGAAAAGUCUCAAGACAAACACAAACUCAAAGACCCCUGGAACUGCAGUUCCUGAAACCCCUGCUGAUGCGCUGAGACGUGCCUUCUUGUCACUCAACAAAGAUCUCGUCACCAUCGCGAUACAGCACACCGAGGAGCGCUCUCAAAAGACGCAUAGGGGCUCUGUGCAGCCGGUGGUGCUUAGCAAGGAGGAUCUCAACUCGGGUGGUGUGGCCACCGUAGUGUAUCUUCAGAAUACUGACCUCUACGUUGCCAACGUUGGUGACGCUCAGGCCAUGGUCAUACAGACCGACGGGACUCACAAAAUUCUCACCAGGAAGCACGACCCUGCGGAGCCGACUGAGCGCCAACGCAUUCGUGAAGCCGGUGGGUGGGUUUCGCGUAACGGUAGACUGAACGACCUGCUGGAGGUUUCUCGCGCAUUUGGCUACGUCGAACUCAUGCCGGCAGUCCAAGCCGCCCCUUAUGUCAGCCAUAUCGCCAUCAAGGAACAAGAUGACAUCGUCUUGAUCGCCACCAGAGAGUUCUGGGAGUACUUGGACCCUGCAUUGGUCGUCGACUUCGCCAGACAAGAGCGGAGCGAUCUGAUGCGCGCGUCGCAAAAGCUUCGUGACUUGGCCAUUGCCUAUGGUGCCACGAACAAGAUUAUGGUCAUGAUGAUGAGCGUUGCUGACCUUAAGAGGAGAGUGGAGCGAUCCAGACUGCACCGCGGACAAAGCAUGUCGCUGUACCCGUCUGGCAUUCCGGAUGACCUUCAGCAGCCCUUGCGCAGAGGCAAGAGGAACAAGGGCGACGUCCUUGACUCGACUCUGCAACGACUCGAAGCCGAGAUUCCCGCGCCAACAGGCAACGUUUCUAUCGCAUUUACCGAUAUCAAGAACUCGACCACCUUGUGGGAGAUGUACCCAGCAGCGAUGCGAUCCGCUAUCAAGCUGCACAACGAGGUUAUGCGUAGACAACUGCGAAGAAUCGGCGGAUACGAGGUCAAGACUGAAGGAGAUGCGUUCAUGGUGUCGUUCCCAACGGCCACAUCUGCACUCCUCUGGUGUUUUGCCGUCCAGAUGUCCUUGUUGGAGGUCAACUGGCCCUCAGAAGUUCUCAACUCCGUCUCUUGCCAAGCACUGUACGACAAGGACAACGCCGUGAUCUUCAAGGGUCUUUCCGUUCGUAUGGGCAUUCAUUACGGUGAAGCUGUCAGCGAGAUGGACCCUGUCACGAGGCGUAUGGACUACUUUGGUCCCAUGGUCAACAAGGCUGCUCGUAUCUCAUCGGUCGCCGACGGAGGACAGAUCACCGUCUCGUCCGAUUUCAUCUCGGAGGUCCAACGCUGUUUGGAGACCUAUCAGGACACAGAAAGGAAUGGAUCAACCGGGUCCGAAGACACGUUCGACGACGACGGAGGCUUCGCCGCAUCAAUCCGCAAAGACCUGCGGUCCCUCAGCUCGCAAGGCUUCGAGGUCAAGGAGAUGGGAGAAAAGAAGCUCAAGGGUCUUGAAAACCCGGAAAUGGUGUACUCACUCUACCCGCACGCACUAGCGGGCCGUAUUGAACACCACCAGCAACACGAGACCACCGUGGCCGACAAGCCCGCAAUCUUGCAAGCGGGAAGCGAGCUGGCGUUUGACACCGAGUCCAUCUGGGCUCUCUGGCGCGUCAGUCUGAGAUUGGAGAUGCUGUGCAGCUCGCUGGAAAACGUAUCUGGGCGUGGUCUGCAACCACCCGAAACGGAGCUGCUGGAGAGGAUGAAGCAUCGCGGGGGCGAAGUGACGGAGCGAUUCUUGCUCAACUUCAUGGAGCACCAAGUGAGCAGGAUAGAGACUUGCGUCACGUCACUGUCGCUUCGUCACAUUGUUAUUGGCAACGCUCCUCUUGCGCAACUGGAUGAUUUGCGAGCACCCAUGAACGAUAUUCUCGACUCGGUUGCGAAGCAGAUGGCUGAACUAGCACGGUACAAGGCGUUGUACGGCGAAUUGACCGAUGAGGAUCACGGUAGCGACACGGAGCAAGAGUAG